Cloeon dipterum is the source of this 3759-nucleotide messenger RNA. RefSeq names its product phosphatase and tensin-like protein (gene Pten). Gene Ontology annotation, biological process: phosphatidylinositol 3-kinase/protein kinase B signal transduction; protein dephosphorylation; regulation of phosphatidylinositol 3-kinase/protein kinase B signal transduction. The coding region runs from base 538 to 2313 and encodes 591 amino acids. The record is from RefSeq and is a predicted model, not a curated record. Gene Ontology annotation, molecular function: protein tyrosine phosphatase activity; phosphatidylinositol-3,4,5-trisphosphate 3-phosphatase activity. The transcript is spliced from 8 exons. Lineage: Eukaryota; Metazoa; Arthropoda; Insecta; Ephemeroptera; Baetidae. Gene Ontology annotation, cellular component: cell projection; cytosol; nucleus.
CCAUGCAAGGCGGCACAAUUGCCAACAACUUGCGCUGCUAAUCGAGUGUCGACAAUUAGAACGUGUUGUCGACCGAAGCUAGCGUCCGAUUUGUGGAAGCGAGUCGGUACGGAAGGCGUCGGGAAAAGUGAAAAUAGCCGCGACGAAGAGCAUCAGGCGAACGCGGGUCGACGCUUUCCCUACACUGUGACCGACUCGCGCCGUUAGGUUGGCAGCCAGUUUUAUAGGUUUUGAGCAACAACUCGUUUGCAGUUUGGCUGCCGUGACACAUCUCGAUUUUAGCAUGCAUCUGUAGGUUGUCGGAGUGCGUUUUCGGCCAGACAAGGCUCGGCAUGAACGUAAGAUAGUGGUCGGGGUGGCGCAGCAGCCGAAGUCGGACAGAAAGCACGGCGGAAAGUCAGUGACUCGGUCGGUGGGUGGCUGCGUGCCGAGGAGCAGCGCCAUUGUUUCGUUUGGCCGCUCGUCGGCGUGACCGGGAGCCGAGCUGCCUGUCCGAGCAAGCGGGGCUGGCCGGACGCACGGAAGAACAGUCGUCUUAUGAAGUGGGCUAGUAAGUGCUGCGAGUUUUUUAUGGGUGUUUGCUACUCGUGCCGUAAAGCAUCACUGAGCAGCAGCAGCAACAACAAUCACAGUGACCGUCUCGAGGUGGACUUGGACAAAGUCGAGUACAUCAACACCGUCUCGUCGGUGACACCUUUAAAUGCUGCCAUCUGCGUCAACCAGUUCUCAUCCUGCUCGGAGGAGGAUAACAUCGCAGACAUUUACCGCUGCAAGGAGAUUUCCACCGAGGCGGUCUCCUCAAUAGAGUCAGCAGCCUCGAGCACCAGCGUCCAGCAGCAGGUGCAUACUGGUGUCCACGACCACCACAGCAACUACUAUCACAGCCUCGGUGGCUACACCAAAAUGGCAAACCCCAUCAAGCAGAUGGUCAGCAAGAAGCGGAAGCGCUACACCCAGGACGGCUUUAAUCUCGACCUUACUUACAUAAGAAACAACAUCAUUGCCAUGGGUUAUCCAGCUGAGAAGAUCGAGGGCAUGUACCGCAACAACAUAGCGGACGUUUGCAGGUUUUUGGAGAAAAAACACCCGGACCACUAUAAAAUCUACAAUCUUUGUUCUGAGAGGUCAUACGACCCAAGCAAAUUCCAACACAGGGUAGCCCACUAUCCUUUCAACGACCACAAUCCGCCUCAGAUCGACUUGAUCGGGCCGUUUUGCAACGAUGUGCACGAAUGGAUUUGCAAAGACCCAGAUAACGUGGCCGUGGUCCACUGCAAGGCUGGAAAGGGUCGCACUGGGGUCAUGAUCUGCUGCUACCUUCUGCACAGCAAACAGUUCAUGACGGCCGACGACGCUCUCAACUUCUAUGGACAGAGUAGGACCCAUGACAAAAAGGGUGUAACAAUUCCAAGCCAGCGUAGAUUUGUGGAUUAUUAUGCGCAGAUUGUCCAUCUCAGGCUCAAAUAUCAGCCUGUCACCCUUUUCCUCGACAAAAUCAUCAUGGAACCCCUCCCCCAUCUCCAUGGAAUGCAAGGAAACUUGCAAUUUGUGAUCUCAGAUUCUCAUAAAAAAUUGUACACAUCGCCGUUGUAUGAAAUCAAGAAAAACCUGCCUCCGCAAACCUUGGCACUGAGCGCGAGAGUGGCCAUCACUGGUGAUAUUAAAGUGGAGUUCUUCAUGAAGAAUGCUCUCCGCAGGAAGGAGAAACUCUUUCAUUUUUGGUUCAAUACAUUUUUCGUCAACGAAGAGGCCAAGUAUGAAAGCAACGAGAAUGGAAAUGAAGCUGAUGUAGGGCCUGAUAUGACGCCACAUCAGAGGACCAGCCGUGCCAUGAGCUAUGAUGAACAAUCCAAAUUUCCUCAUACCAAGUUCCUACCACAAACAAGUUCGCUUGCGUCACUAAGAACCGACGGCAUCAACGAACUGACGCUCACCAUAGACAAGUGGCAUUUGGAUGACGCUCACAAGGACAAGCAGAACAAGAUUUUUGAGCAGGACUUCAAAGUUCGCCUGUGCAUGUUGCGAUUACCUAAUUUGGAAUCGUCCGUGGACCGAAUUUCUUUGAGUAACAACGCGUCAAGAUUGCAAACCGGAGCGGGCAUUGCGUCUCAAGCGCAAGCGGGAGUGGUUGUGGUGGAGAGCCAGAACACGCCGAACGGCUCUUCCGAGGGUGACGAUCGCUCCAGUUCGGACAGCAGCGAAGACGAAGAGCCUGACGAGGAUGAGAGUUGGGAGUCUGUGAAUCAUGCACGUGUGGUGAGGUAUCGGCUUCUCUCUGAGGCAGAGUAUCAAGCGGGUGAGCAGGUGGCGUGAUGAAUCAUAUCCCGAGCAACUAGCAAUCGAAGACAAAGCUGAUAUUCAAAUCGAUCAAUUACUGCUGAGACCGGGGCGGCAGCCCUGGUGCGAGCGCUGCGCGAACACGAUUUUAUUUUUCCUCGAGAUAAGUUGAUUUAGAGAACACCAACCAAAGCAGCAGUAAACUGAUUCUCUUAGUCUGAGCGAGCCUAGUGCAUAUUUCAUGCUAUUUGUAAGACGCAACACUGACGAGGUAGUUGUUUCACCGCAGUUUGUUUGCAGAUCGGUGUGAAAUUGCACGGAAUCGACCGGCCUGGCGGAAUUCGGUAGACUUUGUUUUGUUUUCAACAGGUCGCACUACUUCCAAAAUAUUAGCUGCAAAUUCCUUUUGCCGAAUGAUGAUGUUUAGUUCCGUUCUUAGUGCAUCCAUCUUAAUUAGUCAGAAAUGCAUAUUUUUCUCGCAUUAUUAAUUAUACCCAUAGAUGUAGCAGUCGAAAAAAGAGCGCGCUUUGAUUUAGACGAGAAUGAUACUUGAAUAUGUGGAUGGAGGACUGUUAAAACCAUACAUGUACAAAUUAACAUUUUGCUAUUCAGUGAUCACAUUGAGUCCAUUUUUCGAACAAAAGAUGCGAAAUAGUUUCGAGACGUAACCUAUCGAGGCAAAAAUGUCGGGAAAUUUGAUUUCUAAUCGGAACAAAAGAAAAUUGUGAAAACAAUUAACAAUAACUAAUAAUAAUGAUUCUUUGUAUGAGAUAGUUGCAUAUACAUGCAUUAUUUUUAACGGAUUCAUAGAUAUUUACUAUUAAAUUACUCUGUCAAAGUGACAAGUACAAGGUUUCUAAAAUAGAACUGAAUUUUCUCACACUUAAGGAACCAAAUUAAUUUAUAAAAUAUGUCAACUUAAUAUUUGAUAGCAGAAUUAUAUUCAAUUGUUGAUGUGACUCUGGUUCGGCACAAAUCAAGAAAGAAAUUCCCUCACUGCAACUCAACUAACUGCUGUCUUACUACUUGAUAUUUCGUCAAAAUCCCACGUAUAAGAAAAUACGGCUUCGUGACGGGCGCUUCUCAAUUGUAUAACAAGAUGUCUUUCUCCCUUGCUGCGACGUCCUCACGAAUUUAAACGACCGAUAUACUAUAACAAUUAUUUACACACGGUUCUCUAUUUAAUUUGUUUUGUGCCAACUUGUGCCAAUCACACCUAUCUUCACGAAAUAAUUUAUUGAAUGUAGCAAGAGGAAAAUACUGCAUUUUCAAGUUAUCUGCAGAUCUCGAGAAAUAAUUGUCGGAAUUUCUACUUAGCUGCUGAAACACACUUUGUUGUUGGAGGUGUUCGUUGGGAAAAAUGAGAAAUGAUGAUGACAGUGGAGAAGGAAAAAGCAUGUUCUGUCUCUCUGUGUACCAAAAUUGGCAUAGAAAGUUGCUGCAAAACGACAACUAAUCAAAUAAACAAACGAACAACAACAA